UUGUUUGGCUCGAUUAUUCUCCUAUAAUGCGGUGCUCAUAGUGGCAGUGUUGCGUUAUGAACAUAUUUUGAAGUGGGUGCAUUGAUGCAAAACUGUGGACUCCUGGAUUGAAAAGCAGAUUUUCCAGCCCAACAAUGGUUCAAGAGAUAUGCGUUUUUCUGUUUUCCCUGACAGCUCUUGGUGUACUUUACAUUAUGAACAAUGUUCCGGCAUUUCAAGAGCCAGUGGUUAUUCUUGAAGUUGGGGUGGCUGUUCUUGUGGCGGUGUUCAUUUUGGUCUACGCUGCUACCCGCUGCGAUCCUCCCAAAGAUCCUUUGUUUUAUGUUUUUGCAGAAUUUUCCUUCACUUGUAUCAUUGACCUCACAAGCGCUUUGGAAUAUGACGGCUUCAUCUCUGGGUUUAUGGAGUUCUAUCAGAAAACCGGCGAGCCGUAUCUCGGUACACCGUAUGCCACCAUGAUGUGUUACUGGGAUGGUAUCGUGCACUUUAUCAUUUACCUGAUGCUGGUGCACCGCAUCUCAAACAGGAAACAGUACCGCACAUUGGGACUCUUUUGGUCUGGAUCGCUGUGUGCCAACAUGAUUGUGUUUGUUCCAGGAAUAGUCGCUGGUAAAUAUGGCUCAGAGAUUCGUCCUGCCUUCUGGCUGAACAUGCCCUUCUUACUGGUGCCCAUAUGGGGAGCGGUGUCCCUGUUCUCCAGGCCGAGGGACGUCCCACUUAUGGUCACAUACAAGGCUGAACGUGAACAGAAAAAGGCUUUGAUCUGGCGCCCAGUGGACCUGUUCUUUGUGAUUUACGUAGUGGCUGCGAUGGGCUUUAGUCUCUUUAGAGGACUGGCAGUUCUUGAUUGCCCGCUGGAAAUCCUCGACAGAUAUGUGAUCGAGUAUGAACCGUAUCUGAAGGAUCCUGUGGGCUUCCCCAAAGUUAUGAUGUUGUUGAUGCUAUUCCAUGCGCUUCCAAUGCUGGGUUGUUUUGCGUAUGGGUUAUGCACACCUGGAUGCACCUGGACGGUGUUUUUUGCAGGUGCCGUUUUACAGUGCCAGUGGUCUCAUAUCGGAGCAUCUCUGCACCCACGUACUGCGGAAACGUACAGAAUUCCUGCCACGGCCCUGCCGCCCGUCCUCCUCCUAAACCUGCCGUAUGCUGUGGGUCCCGUGCUGCUCGCUCUGCGCUGCCAACGACAGCCGGAGUAUUUUCUUUCCCUUGCACCCAUGGGUCAAACUAACAAUAAGAAGAAAUUAAGAUAAAUUACACUUUCAGGCUUUAGAAUGAUUUAAAAAUAUACAGUAAGUAUGACGUAAUAUGACUUAAGACAACGUAAAGAUAAGUACUUACAUUAAACUGCAGUUUUAUGUCUCAAACAGAGAUGGCGAUAGAGAGGCAAACAUUAUGGAUUACAGCAUUAAAUGUAUAGUACACAUAGGACUUGACGUUCAGUAUAAAAAACGAAGUACAUGCAGUGAGUUUCUGAUAAUGUGGUUAUUAUUUAAGUUAUAAAAAUACAUCUUUUAAACCUCUUUUGUGUCAGUUGCCAGAGUUAUGGUUGUUAGUAAGUUCUUCACGAGAAACAACUUUAAAUUGUACAAGGCAGAGAUCAUUAAACCAUAACUCACUCUCCUCCUGCCUGCAGAAAACAGUAUAUUUAAUAAUGUGUUUAUCUGACCUCAGUCAUCCUUUCUGAAAAUGCGACCUGCAACAAAUAUAGCUCCCUUAUUCCUGUGUGUCUUCCUAGUCUUCCGCUGGCUCAAGACAGAUGCCAUCGUGACAUUAAAACUGUAAUAAAUGUCAAAAGAUUCUCUAAAGUUUGCUUUUUGUGUAUCACGACAUAUGGUGAAUAAUUGUCUGGUCUCAUGGGUUAUAAAUAAUUAUCUGAACAACAGCUUCAUGUGGAUAUCUCACAGGCACAUGACCAAGUCAGCAGGGAGGAGUUCUACUAACCACUAACCUUAAAAGGCACAUUUGCUCAGCACCUUUUUUUAAUGCUGAUUAGGAGCAAUGCGUGUUCUUCUUGCACACACAGCGCUGUGUGGCGUCUUUCAAAUCAAAUCAAAUCUGCCCUUUCAAAGCUGCUGGAAAGUUACACAAGAAGCCCAGGAGAACAUUUUUAUGACCAUCUAUAUAUCACAGUGUUUAUGUUUCACAUCUUAUUUUACUAUAUUGAGUGAAAUAACACAAGUGCUCUAAAAUAUUUACACAUUUGACGCACUGAUGUAAACAGUGUAUUUUAAGUAUGACGAGUAUUUAGUGCGUGUAGAUCUUUUAAAGUAUUUGAGAAUUAUUCAACAGCAGAUUCUGAUCACACCAAAAGUUUAUAAAAUUAAUAAAAAAGCGUUGGAGAAUGCGGGCAUCGAUCCCGCUACCUCUCGCAUGCUAAGCGAGCGCUCUACCAUCUGAGCUAAUUCCCCAUCCGGUUUACGCAAGCGACUACUUACGUAAAAUACGUAGCGCUUCUAACAUACCAUAACCUGAUCUAAUUUGUUUUUUGUUGUUGUUUCAUUUCGUUUUGCUAAAUUCUUGUUUAACAAAAUUAACAAUUUCUUGAAAUACAUUUUACUCGUUUAUCAAGAUCACA
Messenger RNA from Triplophysa rosa, 2572 nucleotides. It is a transcript of the gene tm6sf2b, whose product is annotated as transmembrane 6 superfamily member 2b. Gene Ontology annotation, biological process: lipid homeostasis; regulation of lipid metabolic process. The coding region runs from base 135 to 1247 and encodes 370 amino acids. The transcript is spliced from 11 exons. The record is from RefSeq and is a predicted model, not a curated record. Gene Ontology annotation, cellular component: endoplasmic reticulum membrane; endoplasmic reticulum-Golgi intermediate compartment membrane. NCBI's taxonomy places the organism in Eukaryota, Metazoa, Chordata, Actinopteri, Cypriniformes, Nemacheilidae.